CAGCCAUAGAAAUGAUUUGGUUUGAAUUAACUCCACUAUUCCAUCAUCAGUUAUCUCAAAAACAUCAAAAAAACCUUAUGGUUUUAUAAUUAAACGGAGCAUCAUGAGAGGGAGAGCAUCAGUGAGAGAGCGAGGGCCGGAGAGGGCGAUUGUCAGCAGAGAACGAGGACAAUGGACAACACAGCGAUAUGAGAGGUUUCAAGGUGAAAGCAGGAACCAGCCAAGAGAGUACUAUGGGGGUUUUGAGAAAAAGAUAUACAACCAAGCAACUCCUUUCUUUUUCACAAAUUUCCCAGAUGAAUGGUCUUUCGAACAGAUGUGGAGAACUUUCAACAGAUUGGGAAAAGGCAGGGUUAUAGAAAUUGAAUGUCCCAAGAAGAGAGACCGCAUAAGGAAAAGAUUCGGUUUCGUCAAGUUCUUGGAGGUGAAAGACGCUGGAGAAUUGGAGAGAAAGCUAAAUCAAAUUCCAAUUGGUGGGUUUAAUCUUCAAGCUAACAAACCUCGUUUUGAGAAGUCAGGGUAUCAGAACCACCAACAAAGAAAUAUGGGAAAUAGGAUGCCAAAUGUGGCCACGCCUAAUGCAGGAGCUAAAAGGAAUCUGACUUAUGCAAAGAUAGUCAAAGGAAACAAUGUAGAUUAUCAAAGUAUGGGACUAAUAGAGGGACAGUACCAUGGUGCAAACAUCAAAGAGCAAAGCAAAAGGCUUAGAGCGAGUGAUCAAACGAGGUGGAGAUGGAAGCUAAAACAACAACCUCAAGCAUGGUCAGGAAUGGAGUUUAAUAUUUCUAAUAUCAACACCGAUGACAGAAUUCAUCUCAAAGUCUCUAACCAUAAAGAUAAAUGGGGUCCUGUACAAGAAUCCGAGCAAACUCAGGGUGAUGAAGAAGAUGACAUGGCAAUAGAACUACGUGUUCCGGAGACAGAACUAGAAGAUGAGGCAAAAGGAAUAGACACGAGGGCACACUUGUUAGUUGACAGCUCAGCAAAAAGGUCGGUGAAUCACCAAAAUAAACAAAAAGGUCUUGCUGAAAGGAUAGAAGAUGAGGCUUCAGUGACAGGGGGCCCAGAUGAAUGUUUUCAAAAGGCAAACAAGAUUACAACGGGUGGGUUGGAAGGUUCAACAAGAAAACAUUUAAUGAUUGCUGGGCUCGAGGAAGAGAGGAGCGGAAGGGGAGCAGAGAUGGAUGUCAGCGAGGAAAAAAUCGGGAACAAGGAGUUUUUCAAAAAGGGGGCAGAGGAGGAGGCUUCACAAGUAAACAGAUCAAAGUAUGCAACGGAUAAGACUACAGCCGCUGUUGAAGACAUGCAAAGGAAAGAGGGAGAAGAAAUUGAGAUGAUUGGGCCGACAAAGAAAAAGAAUGCGGAGAAUGGGAGAAACGGGCCUAAGGAUGAUGGGCCAAACAAUGAAGAAUUAAACUCAAUAUCUUUGGGUAAUUUUACUGGGCCAAGCAUUGAAGAACCAAACCCAACAUCUUUGAGAGCCUCGAGAGGAUUAAUUAUCAUCUGGAAUAGUGAUAUAAUUAAGAAGAUGGAUGUCUUUGAAGGGGAGGGGUUUAUAGGAAUCCACGGGUUAUGGGGCCCAAAUGAGUAUCCAUGUUUUUUGUGUAAUGUGUACUCUCCAUGUGACCUGAUAAAAAAGAAAAUUCUGUGGGAAGAUCUUGAACAGCUGAUAAGAAAUUACAUGGGGUGCUGGUGUUUAGAGGGUGAUUUUAAUGCUAUGAAAAGUUCUCAGGAAAGAAAGGGGGGUAAGAGCGUGAGGAGAGACAUAAAGGGUUUUGAAGAGUUUAUUGUGAAGAAUGGCUUGCUGGAUCUACCUUUGCUAGGAAGAAAGUAUACAUGGUACCAACCAAAUGGCCGAUGUAUGAGUCGCCUAGAUAGGUUCUUAUUCAAUGAUGAAUGGCUAUUGAAUUGGCCUGAUCUAAAACAGUGGGGACUUCAGAGAUCUCUGUCAGAUCAUUGUCUGAUAUUGGUAAAAAAUGAGGUAAGGAAUUGGGGACCAAAACCAUUCAAAUUCUUCAAUGCUUUGCUACAUACCCCGGGGUUCACAGAUAUGGUUAUAGCAAAAUGGAAGGAGUUAGAAAUUCAAGGCUGGGGAGGAUUCAUUUUAAAGGAGAAACUGAAGAUGACAAAGGAUUUUCUCCAAGUGUGGUCAAAGUCCAAUAUACAAGAAGUGGACAAAAAAAUUGAGCAGUCCAGGGAGGAGAUAAACAGAGUUGAUGGCAAAGGAGAAACAAGCAACUUGUCAAAUGAAGACAUUAUUUUCAGGAGCUCUCACUACACUAGAGGGAGAUGGCAUAGAAACAAAAUAAAUGUAAUUUCUCUAGAAGGCAAAGAGUUAAGACAAGUUGAAGACAUAAAGCAGGGUGUUAUGAAGUAUUUUGCAAAUGUAUUCAUUGAUGAGGGAUGGCAAAGACCGACUUUAGAAGGGCUGAGCUUCAAAUCUAUUUCAGAGGAGGACAGAGGCAUGCUCAUUGAACCUUUUAUAAAAGAAGAGAUAAAAGUUGCGGUAUGGAAUUGUGACAGCACCAAAGCACCAGGUCCGGAUGGUUUUACUUUUGGAUUUAUAAAAAAUGAAUGGGAGGUGAUAAAAGCAGAUAUCAUGAACUACGUCAGGGAUUUUCACACAAAUGGAAGGAUGGUAAGGGGUUUUAAUGCUUCUUUCCUGGUUUUGAUACUGAAGAGAGAGAAUCCUCAAGGCAUUAAAGAGUAUAGACCCAUUUCCUUAAUUGGCUACAUGUAUAAGAUUCUUGCCAAAGUGUUAGCAAACAGACUCAGCAGAGUAUUAAACACAAUUAUAGGGGAGAAUCAAUCUACUUUCAUCAAAGGAAGGCAAUUGGUCGACAGUGUUGUUGUUGCAAAUGAGGCAAUUGAUGAGGUGAGGAAGAGGAAAUCCCAGUGUUUUGUAUUCAAGAUUGAUUUCAAAAAGGCAUAUGAUAAGGUGAGCUGGUCUUUUUUGGACAACAUGAUGGAGAAAAUGGAUUUCGACAAAGUAUGGCGGGAGUGGAUUGCUGAAUGUUUAAGAUCAAAUACUGUGUCCGUGUUAGUUAACGGAAGUGCUACCAAAGAGUUCUCGAUGUCAAGAGGGCUUCAACAAGGAGAUCCACUAUCUCCAUUUCUGUUCUUAAUGGUGGCAAAAGCUCUAAAUGGACUAACUUCGGCAACAGUAGUAAAGGGUUAUCUUUGUGGAGUAAAAAUAGGAGAUGAAGAGUUAGAGAUCAGCCAUCUACAAUUUACAGAUGACACAAUCUUUAUGAGAGAGACAACCGAAGACAACAUAUGGAUGAUUAAAUGCAUCAUGAGGGCAUUUGAAUUGGUGUCAGGUCUGAAGCCUGCCAGUGUUCCUGAUGUCGUUAUACCUUCUCCCUAAACAUGUAAUUUGUGAGCUUGAUAAAAUUAGGAGAAAUUUCUUAUGGAGAGGAGUUGGGGAAGGUAGAAAGAUAGCUUGGGUAGCUUGGGAGAAGGUCUGUUGCGAAAAAAAAGAGUGAGGUUUAGGGGUAAAAAAUCUUAGAUGGUUCA
Messenger RNA from Rubroshorea leprosula, 3516 nucleotides. The record is from the annotation of a GenBank genome assembly. Lineage: Eukaryota; Viridiplantae; Streptophyta; Magnoliopsida; Malvales; Dipterocarpaceae.